AAAGGAUAAAUCCCGGGUACGCUGAAGCCAGACCACAGGGGCUGUGGACUGGAUGAGCGAGUGAAAGUGAAAAGCGCUUUAUCUACAGAGAAAAAAACACUACAACAUCGGACAGGCGCGAAUCUCCUAUACUUCGGACAUUCCCGAUAAAGCAAACUAUACAACUGGAAUUCCGUUUGCAUGUACACAGUGUUGGAUUCAUACUGUACAUGUAUAUAUCUAUCUACAGAGAGAGCGGUUUUCAUUCACAUUAAGAUCAUACUCUUGCACCGUGGCACAGACCGAUGCCUCUAACGAACAUGUCAAACAAUUUCUUACUUGCGCCCAUUCCAGAAUCGCCGGACUAUAUUAUCAACCGGGAUAUCAAAAUCGCAGUGCUGGGCUCUGGGGGAGUAGGAAAAACAGCUAUGAUUGUGCGAUUCCUUACCAAGAGGUUUAUCGGGGAUUACGAGUCUAACACAGGUAACCUGUAUUCAAGACUCGUUCAGCUUGAAGGAGAUCAGCUUUCAAUUCAAAUACAAGACACGCCUUGCAUCCAAGUUAACGGGGAAGGGGUUCGACUCCCAGACCUCGCCUCCCGGUGUAUCCACUGGGCAGACGGGUUCAUCCUGGUCUAUUCUAUCACAGAGUACUGCAGCCACAAAGCCAUCCAUUCGCUGCACCAGCACAUUCGCAAAGCGCACCCGGAUACCAAGCCGCCAGUGUUCAUCGUCGGCAACAAGAGCGACCUUCUCCACGCCAGGCAGGUCCAGACGAGCGAAGGGAUCCAGCUGGCCAACGAGCUGGGCGCAGUGUUCCUGGAAAUCUCCACCAGCGAGAACUAUGAGGACGUCAGCGAUGUGUUUCAGCAUCUCUGCAAAGAGGUCAGCAAGCUACACUCGCAAUACAUCAACGGCGAGAAGCGAAGAGCCUCCCUCAUCCCCCGGCCAAAAUCACCCAACAUGCAAGACCUCAAACGGCGCUUUAAACAGGCGCUCUCCUCCAAAGCGAAAUAAAUAAUAAUAAUAAAAAAAAAAAACAAACAGCAAAAACAAAACUCGGCUACUUCUACUUCGUGAGAGCAACAUGUUUAAUUCUGAUUUAUUAUUAUUAUUAUUAUUAUUAUUAUUAUUAUUAUUAUUAUUAUUAUUAUAACAUCUGUAAGAAAUUAGCAAACAUUUAAUAAUAAUAACGCGAAGGCAUUGUGUAUUGAGAGGUGACGGUAGUGGGGUGUGGCUACAUUGCAAUGCGUGCGUAUUGAGCGCUUCUUGUUUUAUUUGAAUAAUUGCACUGGCCUCUCGCAUAUUGAUGAGGUUGCCGUAGUUCUGAGCGGCUCUGGAUCGCGAUGAUGGCAAACACCAUACAGAACUUAGGAGAACAAACACACUGCCUGGUCUAGUGAGUACUAUAGAACAACCUAUAGAGUCUGCUAAAACACCAGAGCAACGCAGUACUAUACAACACACCAGUCAACAACAGCUUUACCCAUUCUAACUAUAUUUAUAUACUGCAGUAAAAUAAUCAUAAUCAUAAUAAUAAUGUAAGUAGGUUGAAGCUACCCUCUCUUUAAUGUUUCCAUUAGAUUUAUCGGAGCUAUUGGCGAGGACUAGUUAAUUCAUUUGUUUUCAUUAGUAAGGACAAUUCAACACAGUAAGCAGGAAAAACCUGAAUACUGGAAACAGACAACGUUUUUGUUAAUUACUGUAGA
Messenger RNA from Polyodon spathula (Mississippi paddlefish), 1687 nucleotides. RefSeq names its product ras-like protein family member 11A. Lineage: Eukaryota; Metazoa; Chordata; Actinopteri; Acipenseriformes; Polyodontidae. The record is from RefSeq and is a predicted model, not a curated record. The transcript is spliced from 4 exons. Gene Ontology annotation, molecular function: GTPase activity; GTP binding. The coding region runs from base 285 to 995 and encodes 236 amino acids.